This is a messenger RNA of Zingiber officinale, 3567 nucleotides long. RefSeq lists its product as uncharacterized. Lineage: Eukaryota; Viridiplantae; Streptophyta; Magnoliopsida; Zingiberales; Zingiberaceae. The transcript has 7 exons. Bases 1 to 3567 code for a protein of 1188 amino acids. The record is from RefSeq and is a predicted model, not a curated record.
AUGGUUCCAAAUGGAUUGGAACCAUGGGUUGUUUUGGAGGACCCAUUUGAAGCUCCAACGGACAAGAAGGGUAAGCGCCUCCGACCUCAACAUUGGAGCGAGGAGCAACGGGAGCAAGCAGAGGCGGAUAAGGAGGAGAGUGAAGCUGAUAAUCAAUUGAAGGAGUGGAUUUUACUUAAAUGUUUAUUGGCACAAAAGGUCACUAGCAGCAAUACAAUAGCAGUUUCCCAACAUAUAUAUGACAUAUUCAGUGUUUUUAAGUUGUUCAUAGAUAGAUUUUUUAGUUUCUAUGUUGUUUUAGUACAACUUUUUACUGGAAUUGUCAUGGAUAAAGGUUGGAUGUUUUUACCAAGACAAACUGAGGAAUACAGAAAAGGACUUGAGAAUUUUCUAGAUUUUGCAUUUUCUAAUGCCAACAUUAAUGGAACGAUUGCAUGUCCUUGUGCAAGAUGUAAGAUUGGCAUAUGUGUUUCAAGAGAGGAUGCUUAUGAGUAUUUGUUGGUUGACGGAUUUAUCAAAGGUUAUACUCACUGGGUGGCUCAUGGAGAGAUAUCAUGUAGUGCAUCUUCAAUAUCUAGUUCAGUUCCGUCUCAUGAUGAUGUAGAUGACAUGGAGGGACUAGUUCACGAGGCUUUUGGGGUCCAACAACACGAUGGUAGUACAAUUAAUACAGCAGGAUUUGAAAAGGAUACAGAUAUUCCAAUUGGAGAGGCCGAGACAUUCUAUAAAUUAAUUGAUGAUGCACAGAAAGAGUUAUAUCCUGGAUGUAAGAAAUUCUCAAAACUUGCAUUCAUCAUUCGCUUGCUUCACUUAAAAUGUCUUGGAAAAAUGACCAAUAAGAUCUUCAAUAUGCUUUUGGAUUUGUUGAGAGAAGCAUUUCCUAAUGCCAUGAAAGAUUUACCAAAGUCAUACUAUGAAGCAGAGAAAUUGAUGAAGAAAUUAGGACUUGGUUAUGAAAAGAUCGAUGCUUGCCCUAAUGAUUGCACUUUAUACUGGAGAUUGGAUAAAGAUAAAGUUCGAUGCAAAACAUGCAAUGAGCCCAGAUGGGAAACAUCCGAAGAUGAUCCUAUUGGUGACAAGAGGAAAGUUGCAUGUAAGGUUUUAUGGUAUUUUCCAAUAAAGCCUAGGUUACAACGUUUGUUCAUGUCCUGCAAAACGGCAGUCCAUAUGAGAUGGCAUUCUGAAUCUCGCACAAAAGACAGUUACAUGCGACACCCAGCUGAUUCCCCAGCUUGGCAAACGUUUGACCAUAACCACCCAGAAUUUGCGAAGGAUCCCCGAAACAUAAGGCUAGGAUUAGCUUCAGAUGGGUUUAAUCCAUUUAAAAAUAUGAGUACGGUGCAUAGUAUGUGGCCAGUCAUUUUAGUGCCUUAUAAUCUUCCACCAUGGAUGUGUAUGAAACAACCAUACUUUAUGUUAUCAUUGCUAAUACCUGGUCCAUCUGCUCCUGGAAAUAACAUCGACAUUUACUUGCAGCCUCUUGUUGCAAAUUUGAAGGAUUUGUGGGAAGUAGGAGUACAGACAUAUGAUGCAUCAACCAAGCAGAAUUUUCAAUUGCAUGUCGCAUUACUAUGGACGAUAAGUGAUUUUCCUGGAUAUGCAACCCUAUCUGGAUGGAGCACCAAAGGUAAAUUUGCAUGCCCAGUGUGCCACAAAUUUACGCAUUCACGGUGGUUAAAAAAUGGUAAAAAAUAUUGCUAUAUGGGUCACCGCAAAUUUUUGAACAGUGAUCAUGAGUUUCGCAAAGAUGCUCAACAUUUCGAUGGAACAGAAGAGUAUGGAAGACCACCACCAAUACUUACAGGAGACAUAGUAAUAAAUGAGUUGAAAAUUUUUAAAUUUAAAUUUGGAAAAACAGUUGAUGAUAAUCCAGAACUACCAUUCAAUUGGAAAAAGAUGAGUAUUUUCUUCAAUUUACCAUAUUGGAAAAAUAAUGUGAUACGUCACAAUCUUGAUCUUAUGCAUAUUGAAAAGAAUGUGUGUGAAUCAAUUUGUGGGACAUUGCUAAAUAUGGAAGGGAAAAUGAAAGAUAAUAUUAAAUCAAAUCUUGAUUUGCAAGAAAUUGGGAUAAUAUCAGCACUUCAUCCUAUUGAGAAGGGACCGGGCAGAGUUUACUUGCCUCCAGCAUGCUAUUCAAUGGGGAAAAAAGAGAAUAGUACAUUUUGCAAGGUUUUGAAAAAAGUUAAAGUUCCAGAUGGCUAUGCAUCUAAUAUUUCACGAUGUGUUCAAAUGAAACCAGCAAAAUUAAUUGGUCUAAAAAGUCAUGAUAACCAUAUUUUGAUGCAACAGUUGUUGCCGGUAGCACUACGUAAAACUUUGUCUAAAUCAGUUCGGAAUCCUUUGAUUAGAUUGUGUAGGUAUUUCAGAGAGCUAUGUUGUAAAGUAAUUUCUCCUACUGAUGUCGUUCGUCUGAGGAAAGAUAUUACGGUGAUUCUCUGUCAACUGGAGAAAAUUUUUCCUCCCUCAUUUUUUGACAUAAUGAUUCAUUUGACUGUACAUUUGGCUAUUGAAGUACAACUUGCUGGACCAGUUUACUAUCGUUGGAUGUAUCCAAUUGAAAGGUACUUGGGAACAUUGAAGUCAUAUGUCCGAAACAGAAGUCGGCCAGAAGGGUCCAUUACUGAGGGGUAUUUGGCUGAGGAAUGUUUGACAUUCUGUUCCUUAUAUUUAGCUGAUUAUGUAGAGACAAGAUUCAAUCAAUCACCGAGAAAUGAUGAUACAACUAUCGACUCAACAUAUGCAUUGGACGUGUUUACAACAUCUGGUUAUGCACUUGGAAAGGCCAUUGCAACUAAGUUUGAUGAUGAGACAUUAAAGAAGGCACAUCAAUAUGUUGAACACCGUCAGAUUUUGAAUCUUAGUCAUUCUGGUCUUCCACCUCACCAAAUUGAACGUAUGCAUAGUGAGUCUUUUGCAUCUUGGUUUGCAAAACAUAUUGAAGAUACAAAUCUUUCACAAGAUGAACCAAUAUCAAAUGAUCUGAAAUCACUUGCCAAAGGCCCGAAUUUCAUAGGGAUACGAUAUGAAAAAUUCAUUUCCAACGGAUUUAGGUUUCAUACAAAAGAAGUGGAAUGCAAGAGAAAAACUCAGAAUUGUGGUGUAAUUGUUCGGGCUACUACUUCAAGUUAUUCGAGUAUUAGAGAUCAAAAUCCAAUAUCAAGUGAACUUGAUUAUUAUGGAAUUUUGCAAAAUGUGAUUGAGUUAGAUUACGAGGGAGGUCGAAAAGUUAUUUUAUUUGAAUGUGAUUGGGUCUCCAAAGGCAAACGACUAAAACUAGACGAGGAUGGUUUUAUGUUGGCCAAUUUUACAAAUGUGAAGCGCCAUAAUGAGCCUUAUAUUUUAGCAUCCCAAGCCAUGCAAGUUUUUUAUGUGGAAGAUCCAGUUGAUUGUAAUUGGCAUGUAAUUAUCACCACUGAUGCACGAGGACAUUAUAAAAUGCAACCUAUGGCAGAUGUUGAUACAUACCUUCAAAGUUGUAUUGGUAAUCCUGAAGACCACAAUGAUCAUGAAGAAAUCGUUUGGGUUCAGGAUGAUGCUACAGGAGUUGAAAUUGAUGUUGAUACAUGA